UCAUCUUUUUCUCUUGUGUAUUGUAAAAAUUUGGUUUGUAAUUUUCUUCAAAACUUUUUCUAAAUUAUUUGUAAAGCCACGAAAAUGACUAAUAACUCCACUGUAAAUAAGGUGAUUCAAGUGACCGAGGAGGCGGCACCAGCAGUCCACAUUCCCUUUAAGGUGGGAAAUGAGAUGUUUAUACUUACCCAACAGGAUGUUCGGCGAGUGGAGGAUAUUCGGAUGCUAAGCUACAGUCGUAUAGGUCCCAACGGACUGUUUUGUCCCGUUGACUUGGCUCCACAAGCUGCUGUGACUUUCUUCCAACCACAGCCAAUCACCACGAAUAUUUGCUCUCUGAACGAUCUAAACAACCAAGCCACACCUUUUCCUUUUCAGCAGGAACAUCCCACCAAAGAACUUCCCAUUACGGAAAAGACAGUUGCCAGCAUGGCAACUCAACUUGGUUGGUCCAAGAUCAAGGCUGCUGAAUCGGAACACACAUUUCCACUCCGGUGCAGCCUUUGCACCUCAACGUGCGACCUGAUGAAGAGCACCGGCUGCCAGCAUUGUCCCAAAUGCGUUAAAUGUAAUUCAAGCUGCCAAACCCAGUAUAGCUUCAGUAAACUUCACAUAAAAGAUCAAGAGACGCCACAGAACGCUGCUUGCCAAACUCAAAACAUUUCCAGCCAAGAAACUCCGACAGUGAAGAAGAAACCACAGGACAUGGCUUGCCAGACUCAGCCCAACACAAAUUCCACGGGUUGCAAUACUUCAAAUAGCCACCUGGUGGAAGUUGCCUCCACUGAAACAUAUACAUCGAAUGAAUGUGAUUGUAGUUCGGAGGAGGAGACAAAUCAUCCAUGUCGGCAUUGCAAAUCGCAACAGACCUGUACCGAACAGGAUUUAAUGAUGCAGAACCGGCCUCAAGUUAUGACACCGGAGUCUCCACUAGAUCAAUCUUGUACAAGGCGACGAAUCCACAUUGAUGUCUGCCCAGAUAGAAAUUGUGAGUGCUUUGAGACGAAAACUUGUACUCAGCAAAUGAACGAGCUAUUAAAUCAGGAGAGGAGAACGAUUCCACUGAGUAAAUAUUCCUAUCAACGCACCCUCAACAGAGCUCCAGUCUACAAGCCAAAGAUAGAACAACCUUUCGACGUGGAAGAGCCCAUCGAGCGCAAUGAUAACUGCCAAGAACUGGAGUUAGAAAACAGGAAAAAGAAGACUAGGGUCACCUGGAAGCAACAGUGAUGUCACUUUUCACCAGAUUCAUACUUUCGCCUUUCAUAUAUGCAUUUUUUGAACUAACAUGUAGUAUUUUUAUAACUUUCCUAAAGCCAGUUGUUACAUAGAGCGGCUUGUGCUAAUAAAUAUGUUAA
Messenger RNA from Drosophila ficusphila, 1358 nucleotides. RefSeq lists its product as uncharacterized. Bases 85 to 1230 code for a protein of 381 amino acids. Gene Ontology annotation, molecular function: zinc ion binding. NCBI's taxonomy places the organism in Eukaryota, Metazoa, Arthropoda, Insecta, Diptera, Drosophilidae. The record is from RefSeq and is a predicted model, not a curated record. The transcript is spliced from 2 exons.